Messenger RNA from Cladocopium goreaui, 1158 nucleotides. NCBI's taxonomy places the organism in Eukaryota, Dinophyceae, Suessiales, Symbiodiniaceae. The record is from the annotation of a GenBank genome assembly.
AUGGCCCCGUGGUUGCAGAGGGUGCCCUUCAAGGCUCCAAGUUGGACAUCCAAGUUGAAGGCGCCGCCCACGCGCGUGCUGCUGGCCAAUUUGCCAACGCCAUUGAUGCCUUGGUCGUGCCCGCUGCUUCAAGAUUUAUCAGUUCGAUGGUCCCUGAAGCGCGAUGACCUUUGCGGACUGGAACUCAGUGGCAACAAGACGCGAAAGUUGGAAUUCUUGCUGGCCGAGGCUUUGGACAAGGGGCAUGACUGUGUUGUCACCGUUGGAGGCUUGCAAUCCAAUCACUGCCGGGCCACCGCCGUGGCGGCGCGCAUGGUGAAUUUGGAGUCACAUCUGGUGUUGUUGGUAAAGGAUCAGAUGCUGGAGCAAGAUCCAGGUUUGGAGGGCAAUCUGCUGCUGAGUCGCCUGACGGAUGCCACGCUCCACCUCUGCGCCGCCUCCACGUAUCGGUCCUUGGGGGGCGAUCUGCAGGCGGCGGAUCGCUUGAAUGAAGAGAUGGCGCAGCAACUGAGAAGACAGGGGAAAAAUCCCUAUGUCAUCCCAGUGGGCGGCACGUGUCCUCUUGGCACUUGGGGCUAUCUCUCAGCUGUGGACGAGUUGCAGGAACAGCUCUCUCCGGAAGAUCCAGUUGAUCACAUCGUCGUGGCGGCGGGUUCCGGUGGAACUUUGGCCGGCCUGGCACUGGCCUUACACUUGGCUGGAGGAAAGCAACAGCUGCAUGGCGUCAACAUCCAGCACGAGCCUGACGUCUACCGCAAGCUGAUCGCUUCCGAAGCGAUGGGCUUGGGAUGUGACGAGACCUUGGCGAGCGCCGUGGCGGGCGAAGUCCAGCUGCUGUCGGGCGCAGGCCUGGGCUACGCGCAGAGUUCGCAGCUGGAACUGCGAUGCCUGGCCGAGGUGGCCAAGGUCUCAGGAGUUGUCCUAGAUCAUGUUUAUGCUGGCAAAGCACUGUAUCACUUCUGCGAAUACGCCAAAGCAAAUCCUGAUGCGUUUCGCAACUCUCACAUUCUCUUUUGGCACACAGGAGGUCUCUUUGGCCUCUACAGCCAAGCUGAACGUCUGCAGUCCCUGCCCAAGCGGGUCUCGAGCUUCCAGCCUACGCAGCCACAGCCCAAAGUUGGCGAGCGAGAAAACACAGGGCCGGAGGGACUCGGAUAG